UAAGUUUUUUUCGUUUGCAUUCAUAAAAAUGAAUUUGUUAAUUGGAAUUUUUUAUUGUACAUUUUGGUAUUCUAGUAUUCUUGCUGGUUAUGCUUUGCUUUAUUGCCCAAUUUGGCCUGUUUUAUUUAUAAGUAAUAAAUAUUAUCGAAAAUUGACUGAUUUAAUAUUUCGAUUUUGGGAAUUGUAUCCAACGGCGAUGCUGCAUUAUUUUGGAACAAAAUUUAUUAUAACCGGUGAUCAUAUUUUACAUGAUGAUCGUGCUAUAAUAAUCAUGAAUCAUCGUACUAGGACCGAUUGGAAUUUUUUAUGGCCAAUUGUACACUAUGCAAGUGAUCAAUUGAAUCAUAAUUUAAAAUUUAUUUUGAAAGAUCCAAUUAAAUUUUUUCCUGGUCCAGGUUGGGUUAUGCAAUUAUCAUGUUUUCUAUAUAUCAAACGUCGCUGGGAUGAAGAUCGAUGCAAAAUUAAAAAUCUAGUUGAAUAUAUCUCAUCACUGAAGCGUAAUUAUCAAAUUUUGAUCUUUCCAGAGGGUACAGAUUUAACACCAAAAACAUUGGAAAAGAGUCAUCAAUAUGCUAAUAAAUAUAAUUUGAAGAAAUAUUAUCAGGUAUUACAUCCCCGUACAGCAGGCUUUUGUUUUUUGGUUAACCAAUUACAAAAACGGAAACAUUUUGACGCUAUUUACGAUUUAACAAUCGUUUAUGCCGAUCAUAUACCACAAACCGAGCAUGAUAUAUUAAAAGGCUCACUGCCAAAUCAAAUUUAUUGUCAUAUAAAACGUUAUGGAUCCACCGAAGUACCAUCAACCGAAGAGGAGUUAAAAACAUUUUUAACUCAAAAGUGGAUGGAUAAAGAGUAUGAACUAGCUAAUUUUGAAAAAACAAAUCAAUUUUUUAUUAAAAAUAGUCAAUUAAUUCCAUUAAGGACUAUGCUUUUAGGAUUACAUAUUUUGGGAUUGUUUAUUAGAAAUUUAAGAUACCAAGCUCUUAAAAAGCAAAAUAAUCAAUAA
Messenger RNA from Chrysoperla carnea, 1006 nucleotides. RefSeq names its product lysocardiolipin acyltransferase 1-like. Gene Ontology annotation, cellular component: endomembrane system. The record is from RefSeq and is a predicted model, not a curated record. Lineage: Eukaryota; Metazoa; Arthropoda; Insecta; Neuroptera; Chrysopidae. The transcript is spliced from 6 exons. Gene Ontology annotation, molecular function: acyltransferase activity. The coding region runs from base 29 to 1006 and encodes 325 amino acids.